Messenger RNA from Phytophthora sojae, 357 nucleotides. RefSeq lists its product as hypothetical. Bases 1 to 357 code for a protein of 118 amino acids. The transcript has a single exon. Lineage: Eukaryota; Oomycota; Peronosporomycetes; Peronosporales; Peronosporaceae. The record is from RefSeq and is a predicted model, not a curated record.
AUGCAGUGCCGUCUGAAAGCCAGAGUCGGAGGCAUUUGCGGAGUUACAAGAAGGCAGGAUGAAGACCGCGCCUUCGACUUCAAGAAACGGCUUGACUACAAGAAGCUGCUUGGGUUUAGAGAUGUCUCCAAGGACUUUGCGAACGGCGUCCUCAGCGCGUACUCCAAGGCGACGCUCAAGGAAAUGGUGAAGAACAAUCAAUUCAGGGAUGUUAUGUUCAAGCAGUGGGACAAAAUCAAGUUGGACUGGCUGGUGCAGAUAAUUGGACCGAAGACUCUGAAGAACAAACGCAUUGCGCAAAUGUUUGUGGAUUACAGAUACAACCACCGAAUCUACAAGUGGCCUGUGUCGCGGUAA